AUGUUCAACAACCGCGCCGCAUGGCUAAUGGGAAGCAAAAACCGUCCCCUUCAGGUGAAAUCAGCACCUUACACUGGUCCUCGCAAAGGCCAGAUUGUGAUCCGCAACCACGCCACAGCCAUCAACAUAAUUGACUGGAGACUGCAGGACCUCGGAACAUCUAUGAUGUACAAAUGGAUCAAAUAUCCUUGCGUCCUAGGAUCCGAUGUGGCAGGCGAAGUAGUCGAGGUUGGUCCGCAAGUGACGCGAUUCAAAUUCGGAGACCGCGUUGUCGGCCAAGCUGUCGGCAAGGAUGAAAAGCGCAACAGCGAUGCCGAGGGAGCCUUCCAACUCUAUGUUGUGCUUCUGGACCAUAUGGCAUCGCCCAUUCCGGAUGAUAUGCCGUAUGAAAGCGCCUGUGUGCUUCCGCUAGGUACUUCCACGGCUGCCUGCGGUCUUUUUCAAGAAGAUCAGCUUGGACUCCAGCUACCUUCCGUCAAUUCCAAGCCCAAAGGCGAAACCCUACUGAUCUGGGGCGGCUCCACUAGCGUGGGCAGCAGUGCUAUCCAGCUUGCUGUGAGCGCUGGAUAUGAAGUCUUUACAACGUCAUCUCCGCAUAAUUUCAAUUACGUGAAGAAGCUAGGUGCCUCUCAAGUCUUCAAUUACAAAAGCAAGACAGUCGUGAAUGAUAUAGUGAAAGCCUUCAAGGGAAAGAAAGCGGCUGGUGCAAUUUCUAUGGCCUCCAAUGGAACCGAGCGAUGCAUGGAUAUUCUUGCUCGUUGCGAUGGGAAGAGAUUUGUUUCGCUAGCCGCUUAUCCGGUUCCCGACAAGAUCCCAGCGCAUUUUCCAAUGCUGCAAACCAUGUUCAUGUUCCUUACUCGAAGCUUCGUCUAUUGGUUCAAAUCCAAGACUAUGGGCGUGGACUACAACUUGAUUUUUGCGACUUCUCUGGUUGAGAAUGGGGUCGGCAAGGCUAUCUUUGAGGGUUAUCUGCCACAGGCUCUAGAAAACGGCAUAUUUCUGCCAUCGCCAGAGCCAGUUGUGAUAGGUAAUGGGCUGGAAAGCAUUCAGACCGCCAUGGACUACUAUAAGACGGGAGUAUCUGCCAAGAAGGUUGUUGUUUCUCUGAAAGACUGA
This is a messenger RNA of Penicillium cinerascens, 1116 nucleotides long. Its product is annotated as zinc-binding alcohol dehydrogenase family protein. The transcript has a single exon. Lineage: Eukaryota; Fungi; Ascomycota; Eurotiomycetes; Eurotiales; Aspergillaceae. Gene Ontology annotation, molecular function: oxidoreductase activity, acting on NAD(P)H. The coding region runs from base 1 to 1116 and encodes 371 amino acids. The record is from RefSeq and is a predicted model, not a curated record.